Oryza sativa Japonica Group (Japanese rice) is the source of this 4969-nucleotide messenger RNA. Its product is annotated as disease resistance protein RGA2. Gene Ontology annotation, molecular function: ADP binding. The record is from RefSeq and is a predicted model, not a curated record. Lineage: Eukaryota; Viridiplantae; Streptophyta; Magnoliopsida; Poales; Poaceae. Gene Ontology annotation, biological process: defense response to other organism.
AAAGUGCUGUAGAAGAUAGAGGAAUUGCCGGAGUUAGGUGGGAAAUCACGUGAGUUCUGCCAAUUCGGUGGCAAAUUCAUCCAGAUCAAUCCCCGUCUCCGGAUCGAGAGAAAAGAAGAGGAACGGCGACGCGCGUGUACAGCCUCGCGCCGCCUCGCCUCGCCUCGCCUCGCCGGGGCCCACUCCGCCGCCUCUCCGGGAGCCGCAGCCCGCAGUUCGCCACCACCACGGUCCACGGUGCGCGCCCGCCGGGAGCACCAGCCGUCGGCGCCGGAAUCGAUCCCCCGUGCUGCCGCCUCCUGUGCGGGGACCCGAGCCAAUGCCUCGCUUCGUCGCCUGCGGCUUCUGCGACCUCUUCGGGAGUACACAUAUGGAUUUGAAGCACUGAAAUCUUUUCUGUUUUUGUUGUUUCGCUGAUAGUAGUUCUUGUCUUGUGGUGCGAUCCGGUUUGUCUUCCUCCACACCACAAGAUAUUGCACUUAUCGUUGGAAAACAGUGCGAAGAAAAGGAGGAAGAAUUGGAUCCGGUAGUAAUGGAAGAAGCACUGGACUGGUCUUUCUGCGAACCCUUGCUGACAGUUGCCAUAUCUUUGAUGGACAGAGCUUUAUUCUACUUUGGUGGUGUCAAGGAGAAGGAGAAGGGGAGCAAGAAAAGAUUUGGUGGUGUCGACAAGGAGAAGAUAUUGGAACGACUCGGACAUGUUCGAGCAAUAUUCGAUGAGUUCCGUCAUCUGGUUCUGACCAAUCUGAAAAUUCCGUUCAGCUACAAUCUUAAAGAAAUCUGGAGUUUCAGGAUUGACAUUGAGGGGUUCGAGCACUGGAUCGAGGAGAUCGAAUACCGUGGGCUGGUGGGACAGGGUCGCCACCCGACCUUCAAUAUUCUCAAGGCAAAGAUCACCAACAAGUUUGCGAAAUCUCCUGAUUCGUAUGCCAUACGGGAAGGGCUGGAUCACCUGAUGAGGUUAGCGGAUAUUGCAGCACGAAUACGGUAUUUACGAUUUGAGAUCUCUGUAUCCUCCAGCAGAACAACCACUCCGGUGGCAGUUGGCCGAGGGAGGGAGAAGGAAGAUAUAGAGGUGGUUAGCCGAGGGAGAGAGAAGGAAGAGAUACAGCUCUUUGGCCGAGAGAGGGAGAAGGAGCAGAUAGUGCAGUGGUUGAUCAAGCAACCAGCUGAAAACUCUGAGUCUGAGAUCUUCAGCACUGAUCAUAUCCGGCUUUUUGCAAUUCUGGGUGUGGCUGGCAUGGGGAAAACUGCACUUGCCAAGGUAGCUUGCCAAGAACCCAUUGUGUCAACCAUUUUCGACUUUGUUGUGUGGGUUCAAGUGCCUUAUGAUUUCACUACAGAGACAAUAGCAAAAAUCAUAAUGGAAACUGUUACCAGUGUGUCGCCUGAAUACUAUAGUUUAAAGUUUCUGCAGCACGCUCUUACGGGCAAAAGGCUUUUGCUUGUUCUGGAUGAUACCUGGGAAGACGAAAGUGUGAAGAAGUGGGAAGCACUGGUGGCUACUCUCAGUAACUGUAAGAGAGGGAGCAGUAUCCUGCUGACAACUCGAAUGCAAUCAGUGGUUGAUAUGGCAGCAGAAGCUGUAGGGUCUCCAGCUGAAUGUCUGGAACUGGAUGAAUUGGGCAAAAGUGACAAUCUCUUGUUGUUCAUGAGUCGGUUGCCUUCUCAAGUGCAUUCUGAAGGUUAUUAUCAUCUUCGGUUGAUCGGUGAACAGAUAGCCGAAAAUACUGGAGGAUGCCCACUUGUAACAGAAAAGGUCGCUUCAUGGUUGGGAUCAUGUGUGGAGAACCAUCAUUGGAAUGCCGUCCUACAGAAAGGCUGGCAGAAACUGGGACUUAAUGCCAUUUUUGCAAGUUCUAGGUUGAGCUAUGAACGUCUACCUUCAGAACUGCAAAUUUGCUUUAGAUACUUUAGUAUAUUUCCAAAGGGAUACAAAUUUAACAAGGUGGAAUUAGCAAACAUGUGGAUUAGUUCUGGAUUGAUACCUUUUGGCUUAUCGAAACAAGAUGAUACUGGCUUACAGCAUAAGAAGGCUGCCUACCUGUUUAGUGCAGAGGAUGUUGGGGAACAAUACUUUGCUGCAUUAGUAAGGAAAUCGUUCUUUUGCCGUUUGCUGGAAACAGACCCUUCUAAUGGAAAUAUGAAAGAAUAUUAUGUCCUGCAUAAUUUGAUGCAUGACUGUGCACAGUUUGUUGCACGAAAUGAAUGCGCAAGAGUAGAUGACAAUAAUUUUCAAGAUGUCAGGCGGACAACAGUACACUUGUCUAUUGCACAUUGUGGCUCUUUAAGAGCAAUCCCCCCUAUAACAAAUUUACGUACUCUUAUUAUACAAAGUGAAUUUUGUCUUGAUCAAGAGGCUGAACUUAUGCUUGGAGAAGUUCUUCGUAAAUCGGCACGCUUGCGUCUGCUAUACUUGGAUGUGCCAUCCCUCUCUAAUGCACUUGAUGAAAUCCCCAGUCUAACACAGCUCCGUUACCUCUUCCUGUUUUCAUGUGAUAAGUCUCAUAUUCGAAGUAUCCUUAAACUCUGUCAUCUGCAAGUGUUCAAGCUCAAAUAUUUCACAGGUAAACAAGCAGACUUGGAUGGCAUACGGAACAUGCGUUUCUUGCGUUGUCUUCAUGUUCCUGACAGUAUGUUAUCAAAGAUACUUAAAACUGGGAUGCCAACAACACUUCAGGAGUUACAAGAAUUCGAGGUAGCUAAAAAUGAUGGUCACAUGUUGAGUGCAUUGAGUACUUUAACAAACCUUAAGCGACUCAGCCUAAGAAACCUCCAAAAUGUCAGGAACUGUAAAGACGCAAUGGAGAUCAAAUUAAAGGACAAACCAGACAUGAUGUUUUUGUCACUAUCAUGGAACAAACACUCAAAUGAUCCAGAGGAUAUAGAUCAUCAAAUCAUCGAUAACCUAGAACCAAACAAAGGAAUUCAGCAGUUGCAUGUGUAUGGAUACAAUGGAGUCCAACUUCCGGUUUGGAUCGAGACUUCAUUUCUCAUCCAUUUGGUGUCACUUGAGCUUCAAUACUGCAUGGAAUGGAGGACCCUGCCAUCAUUUAAGGAGCUUAGUUCACUGAAGUAUCUAAAGCUGGAACACCUUUUCCAAUUAGGCUCGGUGAUUGAGGAGCAAUCUGGGAGCAUAGAAUCAGAUAAUGCAUUUCUGCCCCCAUUGCUCAAUACGCUGAUCGUCCGGUGGUGCCCUAACCUGAAGAAACUCCCUGCUUUACCUUGUACCCUUGAGAAAUUAAUAAUAAGGCAUGUUGGGCUUGCAGUUCUCCCUAGAUUACAUCAGGCAUAUGCUAGCACAUGUGAAUCAUUAUCAGUAGAUUCGCGUCUUUCUCUUUUGCACAUUGAAAGUUGUGCACAUUUGACUUCUUUGGAUGGUCUCCUAGAUCAACAGCAACAUCUUCAGCACCUCAAGACAUUACUCGUGAGACAUUGUGCAAAACUAUGCCAUCUACCGGCAAAUGGUUUCACAGAAUUACAUCACUUGAAUUUCCUAGAAAUAGUUGCAUGCCCAAUGCUGAGGAAUGUUAAGACUGACAGCAAUCUGUUCCCUACAUCACUCAAUAACUUGGAUAUCAAUCCAUGCUGUCAUAUUGAGGCUUCAGUUCUCAUGUCACUGCCAAACCUCACCUAUCUCAGAAGGUUAUCAUUGGUCAGUUGCAGUAGUGUAGAAAAACUUCCAUCAGAUGAAGUGUUUAGGACACUGAAAAAUCUCAAUGAUAUGUUGAUAGCCAGAUGUGAAAGCUUGUUAUCACUCGGUGGGCUUGGAGCUGCUGCCUCCCUGAGAACUCUAUCAAUCCUGUACUGUGACAAAAUCUAUUCUUCAUCAUCUCCACAGGCUGGCUGCUCCUUUAUGCUAUGGAAGCUCAAAGUUGAUCGUGAAGCCAUGUUGCUGGUGGAGCCAAUAAAGAGCCUCAGGUACACCUUGGAGCUGCAUAUUGGUGAUGAUUAUGCAAUGGAUUCCUUGCCAGAGGAGUGGUUGCUUCAGAAUGCUUCUUCACUCCGUUUGAUCGAGAUAGGAGUUGCUAAGAAUCUGCAGACCCUACCUACUCAGAUGGAAAAGUUGGUAUCACUACAGAGUUUGCAUAUCGAAAAAGCCCCUCGAAUUCAGUUUCUCCCCAAGCUGCCAUUUUCACUUAAUAAGCUCACAAUCUGGGGCUGUGACCCAAGGUUUCUGAAGCUCUAUGAAAGGAAUGUUGGUUCAGACUGGGGAAAAAUUGAAAACAUUGAUCAUGUGGAUAUGAAAGCCUACUCUGAAGAAACAAGCGAUGAUGAUGAUGAUAAGAUUCAGCAUUUCGAUGACAGCAUCAGCUAUCCUUCCAGCCAAUUUAUUGUCAUAGACUAAAUACCUGUGCAGCAUGUGGAGACAUUUGUCUAAGACUAAGAAAUGGCUGAGCAUUUGGAUAUGAUUCAAAUCUUGCUCCUGGUAAAGUGCAAUGCCAGAAUGAGGUCUUACAGACUCACUUUACGUUCUGUGGUAGCACUGAAUGAUAUGAACUUCAUAGACCCGGAUUCCAGGGAGGGUCCAAACUCCAGACGAUACAGCAUGCAGUUUUGCAGUGUGGUGACUAAUAACCACACCAGCAGGUUCAGUAUGAAGCCAUGAAGAGAUUGGAUGGUAAUCAGCUAUUCAUCUGCAGACUGGAUCACAGGAAUCUGGAGUGUGAUGCCAGAAGCAUACUCACUGAUGAUGUAUAUAUGUGCUGAUGAGUAGUUUAAGCACAAGAAUUCUGCUUUACUCAUGAGUCCUGACAUAAGUUUUCUUAUCUAUUACGUAGGUGGUACAUCUCUGAUGGGAUUACUGUGCCUAAGGCAGUUUCUGAUUGUUCUGUGCAUGAAUGUUGUGUUGCAUUUGGGUUUUAAAUCAAUGGAACUGGCCACUGGGUAAGGGAUUUGUACUGGAAUUGUAGAAUUAGUCUCAAUUUGUACCAAAUCCAUUACAAUUAUUUUUAUAUUUUUGAGAACA